CGAAGAACGGGACGCGUUGCUUGCGAAAACUCCGAAUUUUCCGAUAUCGAUCGCCCUUUCUAAAUUCGCUUCUGGGAAAUCCUGCCUUCGCGUACAGCUGUAGCAAGCGGAUCAACAAACGAUUGGCGACGGAUUAAAUGGCGUCUGUUCUUCCGUGCCUCGUGUCGUCUGCGCUCAGCUGUCGUGUGACGAUACUCGUGACGUAACUUUAUUAUGGUGGAUUGCCGAUCCUGAAGAUUUACGCCUCGCGAUUUAUUUACCAUUCUGCUCUGUCACUGUGAUCGCGUGUGAAUUCCGGUGGUCGGGGCAUCUCGCACAGCGACGGACGCGAUGGACAGCAACAAGGACGAGGCGGAACGGUGCCUGGAGCUCGCGGAGCGGUUUAUGCGGGACAGAAAGUACGACGAGGCCGAGAAAUUCGCUCGCAAGGCCCAGAGACUCUUUCCGACGAAGAAGGCCGAGGAACUGCUGGCAGAGGUAACGGUGCUCUCCAAGCAGAACCAGAAAUCUGAGUCAGCUGAGCCUAAUGUUAGAAAGCGUCAAAAUGUUACUAAGGAUGGAACACAUUCCCAGAGUAAUUCCGAAUAUUCGAAAGAUCAGUUGGAGCAUGUAAAGAGGAUAAAGAAAUGCAAGGAUUACUAUGACAUCUUAGGAGUCAGCAAAGAUGCUACAGACAGCGACAUAAAGAAAGCUUACAAAAAAUUAGCGCUUCAGUUACAUCCUGACAAAAACAAAGCACCAGGUGCUGCUGAAGCCUUUAAAGCUAUUGGCAAUGCAGUUGCUAUUCUUACCGAUCCAGAAAAACGAAAGCAAUAUGACAUGUACGGUUCUGACGAAGAAAGAAUGCAAAAUGUACACAACCGUGGUCACACGCAUUACAACUAUACUCGCGGAUUUGAAGCUGAUAUUACAGCCGAAGAAUUGUUUAACAUGUUUUUUGGUGUUGGCUUUCCACAACAAGAAUUUUAUAUGCGUCGGCCAGGUGGAAGAUGGAUGCGACAAUCGGAAGCACAAGCGCAACAUGCUCAUUCUCAGCAAGCAAACGGAUACACCACGUUUCUCCAGAUGUUACCAGUUCUGUUAUUAAUACUAUUAACAAUGAUGAGUAGUUUUUUCAUAUCUGAUCCAGUAUAUAGUCUGCAUUCGAGUCCGAAAUAUUCCGUGGCCAGAACAACUCAAGUUUUGAAAGUGCCAUAUUACGUUAAGGAAAACUUUCAUAGUGAAUAUCAAGGCAGUUUACGUAGGCUAGAAAUUUCAAUUGAAGAAGAAUAUGUGAGUAACUUGAGACAGAACUGCGCCAGGGAAAAGAGUUACAGAGAAGGUAUAAUGUGGAAGGCUCGUAAUUUGGGAGAUCAAGAUCUGUUCUUGAAAGCUAAAAAUCUCGAAACACCCUCGUGUAGGAGACUGCAAGAACUGCAAGCAUAAUAGAUAACAUAUGUGAACUAAACUAAAAGUUGUGUGAGUGUGUAUGUAGAUAGAUGUAUAUUAUAUUUACAUAUGUAAUUGUCUUUGAGUGUAUAAUGAAAAUUUGUUAUAAAAAUUGCGAUUACGUAUAAAAUAUCCUUAUACACUCAGAGUAAAUUAUAUUUUAAGAUCCACGUAACACAUGUAUUUGAACGUCUUAAGCUGCGUUCCGUUUUACGCAUAAUGCGCAUAAUGCAUCAUUCAUCUUUGUUGUUUGUCUGACGUUAAACAAAAAUGAACAAUGCAUUACGCGCAUCAUACGUGAAACGGAACGCAGCCUUAAGCAUUCAUUGCAUAAAUUUUGAGUUGCAUGAUGAAUGAUUGCAGCUAUAUACAGAGUAAAUAAAGUUUUAAUCUUUAUUUAUUCGACUUGAAUAAAAAUAUGUAAGAAAGUUUGUUUGUCAUAUAAUUUUCAUUCUUUCAAAACGAACAUACAUGUUAGUUAUAAAUACAUAUAUUUUAAAAAAAUAUUAAAAAUUGUCUAUUAAAAAAUAAUGUAACAUACAUGUGAUUGCCUCUGCAACUUUUCAACUAAAUAUAAAAUGUUUCUUCAGUCAUUCUGAAUACUCAAUUAUUUAUAACAAGGAAAGCCUAGUACUUGUAAGUACAAUUACAUAAGUAAUAUAGAUGAGAUGAAUAUCAUGCAUAAAUAAUUUCGUAGACUUACGGGUCCAAUUUAUUUCGUAAUAACACUUUUCGAUUGCAAUUUAAAAACUACAAAUAAAUCUGUAGUAGAUCAAUAAUUUAUAUUUUACACUUGGAAUGUUAUUGCACAGCUGAUUAUUAGUAUAUGCUUUGAGGGUGAAUUGAAUAAUUAGGAAUAUUUCAUACACUGCAAUUAUGAAAACAGUUUUUCGAAAAAAAGCAAUUUGACAAGGAUUUAUUCGGAUAAUUUUGAUUCUCCAUUCAAUAAUAUAUUGUUUUGAAGUUACUUGAAUUACUUCACUGCCUCUGUAUUAAGUCUGCAUUUCAUUGUUUUUAAUUACAGAUAUGUACGAAAUUUAUCCUUAUGGAAAAGUAUUAGACUCACGGAGGAAAAAUUAUUGAAAGUAAUGUAAGUGUACAAUAUACAUAUAUAUUGAAUUUGAAUAGUUUUUCCAAUAAUUUCGAAUAGUUUUUCACGAGUCUAAUACUAUUCUUUCUUUAGGAAUAAAUCACUAGAUAUUUUAGGUCGAAUUGCUUCUUACUAAAGAAUUAAUUAUUUCAAUUUUCUUUUAUCAAUCUUGUGAUUGCAAAAAUGUAUUGACAUAAGAUUGUUCACAAUCUGUAUUGAUUUGUUAUAAUUUUAAUAUGUAAAAGAUUCAAUAUUUGUUUCUAAUAUAUCUCGAAUUGAUCGCAAGAAUUCCUUGAUAUUUGCAUAAAAGUUUAAGUCAGUAUUUUGAGUAUCUAUACUGAUAAAAUCAGUACUUGGAUAUACCUCUUGGUUUUAUUUUAAGCUAUUCUUGUUAGAUAUAAACAUAAUUCUUUAUAGAGAAAUAUAUAUUAAAUCGACUUGUGUGAAAGAUCACUGGUAGAAAUUAUGCAAUGAUAAAAUAAUGUGAGAAAUGAUUGAUAUAUUUGCAUUAUAAAACAUCGGAUUACUUAUGCUGUAAUUAGACUGGAGAGUUUAAAAAAUAUUUACUCCAAGGAUAUUCAAGCAAUAUUAUAAACCUUUGUUGAAAUGAUUAUAUUCAAUAGUGUUUGUUUUUUAAUGAUCAAUUAUAAAUCAUAUAAUGUGCUGUAUAAAUGUUUACAAUUAUUAUUAAAUAUCGAUUUUAGCACGUACUUUACUAUUAAGUUGUUAAAAAUACAAAUUAUGUUUAA
Monomorium pharaonis (pharaoh ant) is the source of this 3267-nucleotide messenger RNA. RefSeq names its product dnaJ homolog subfamily B member 12. Gene Ontology annotation, molecular function: Hsp70 protein binding. The coding region runs from base 331 to 1425 and encodes 364 amino acids. Lineage: Eukaryota; Metazoa; Arthropoda; Insecta; Hymenoptera; Formicidae. Gene Ontology annotation, cellular component: endoplasmic reticulum membrane. The record is from RefSeq and is a predicted model, not a curated record. The transcript is spliced from 8 exons. Gene Ontology annotation, biological process: cellular response to misfolded protein.